Molecule: messenger RNA, 1294 nt
Organism: Alternaria rosae
Lineage: Eukaryota; Fungi; Ascomycota; Dothideomycetes; Pleosporales; Pleosporaceae
Exons: 2
Coding region: 1-858 (285 amino acids)
Biological process (GO): peptidyl-proline hydroxylation to 4-hydroxy-L-proline
Cellular component (GO): endoplasmic reticulum
Molecular function (GO): procollagen-proline 4-dioxygenase activity; L-ascorbic acid binding; iron ion binding
Source: RefSeq, a predicted model, not a curated record
AUGGCAGCUACCAGAACCUUACCCACGGACUUGAAGGAGGACCUGCUUCGCGCCCAUGAACGUCGGACAUCCGUCCAGCCUAGCCCUCCGCCCUCCCCAUAUACGCUUCCCGAUGGUUUCCUCGAGGGCCCAGCGCCGAAUUUAACCAGGUCAAAAAUUGAUUUCAGAAAGGCUGGCCUGUUAGAAGACGAAAAGUCCUGGGCUGUUAUACUUGAUGGCGUCCUCUCCGAAGACGAGUGCAACACUUUAUUGCAAGCAGCCGAGGCGACCACGAACGGCAAGUGGGAAAGGGCUCUAGUCAACAUUGGUGGAGGCAUGCAGGCUAUGUAUGAGGACACGAGAAAGUGUGGGCGUAUUAUCUGGGACAACAAAGACAUCAUGGCCAAGCUAUGGGCGAGGAUAGAGGCGUCGGUGCCUGAAAUCCAUCGAUUGCAGAAUUGGGUCCACGUCACAGGCAAUGGCCCAGCAAAACGGGGAGAGACUUGGAAGGUGACCAGACUCAACGAACGUGGACGCUAUCUCAAGUACGUCGGCGGAGAGUAUUUCAAACCGCAUUGCGAUGGCACGUACGAGACGCCUGACGGCACCGAGCGCUCUUAUUUCACCCUGCAUCUUUACCUGAAUGACGCGGUAUUAAAGAGCGGGGAGAAACAGCUCGAGGGUGGCGCCACUACGUUCUUCAAUAGCAGUAUGAAGCGCCGUAUCAACGUCGAGCCAAAGACCGGACGCGUCCUGCUCUUCCAGCAUCGCUUUCUCAUUCACUCUGGCGAUGACGUUGUGAAGGGAACUAAGUAUACGUUACGGACGGACAUCAUGUAUGCGCUGGAGAAGGACGUGGCAUCGGAGCCGGAGGCGUAGGCACUGCUGACAGAAGGCAAAGGGAAAAUCGCGCAGUAGUCGUAGGGCUUCGUUUGGUCGGAUUCGCAUGUUUUUAUUAUUAGUAGUAUCCUCGAGCCAGAGCAGACAGCGCAAAGCGCACUUACAUAGAAAAAAAAUGUGAACGGCCUGCCUCGCCAGAGUAAUCAGAAUCGAAUGAUACCAUGCCCUCUUUCGCCCAAAGGGCUACUCAAAGUCAAGUACGCUGCGUAUUGUACUACAGUGUCACCUCUCACCCGAAGGAUCAAAGCACACAAUCUUCGCACCGACUCCCAUAGGGACACCAGUUCCACACUCCCUCCCGCCGAAGCAGGACGUCGCGCUUUCUGGCGCCCUGAGUUUUCUGAUGCCAGAUGCAGACGUGAGUCACGCCAGGCUCUUACGAGCAGUACAGCCCACAAGUGGGCGUGAUGAAAAG